CAGACUGUUGCAUCGUCUCAGUCCUUUUGGUGGCGCUGUGCUCAUCUCAGGUCCGACAUCAGAGGAAGAACCACAGAAGAAGUACAGGACCGCUGCUAAAGGAUAAUAGCGACAUACGUCCAAUAGAACCAUUGGCGUCGUUUUGCUGGGCAGCAGAAAUGCCUCUGGGUUUGAAACCGUGCUGCUCUGUCUGUAAGACGAACUCUUCCUCGAUGUGGAAGAAAGGAAACCAGGGCGAAAUACUGUGCAACAACUGCACAGGAAAGAGCGGCGGCGGCGGCGGAGCUUCUGGACCCUCCGUGUCCACCAGCGCGCUGCCCAGCAACGGCGGUGGAAAGCAGUCCAAGCAGGAGAUCCACAGGAGGUCUGCACGGCUGAGAAGCACCAAGUACAAAGCUCCUGCCUCUGAGAAAAAAGUCUCCACAAAAGGCAAAGGAAGGAGGCACAUAUUCAAACUCAAAAACCCAAUCAAAGCACCAGAAUCCGUGUCAACAAUCAUCACAUCCGAAUCUUUAUUUUACAAGGGUGUGUACUACCAGAUAGGUGACGUGAUCAGGGUCAUAGACGAGGACGACGGGAAGCCGUAUUACGCUCAGAUCCGAGGAUUUGUGCAGGACCAGUACUGCGAGAAGAGUGCAGCGCUGACGUGGCUCAUCCCCACUCAGGCCAGUCCGAGCGACCACUUUGAUCCAGGGACGUACAUUAUAGGACCAGAGGAGGACCUGCCCAGAAAGAUGGACUAUUUGGAGUUUGUGUGCCACGCCCCUUCUGAAUAUUUCAAGUCACGCAGCUCUCCGUUCCCUACCAUCCCUCUAUGUCCGGAAAAAGGCUUCAUCUGGACCCACAUAGGACCUACACCAGCGCUGGGUGCCAAAGAGUCUGCCAGCAGCGCGAGUUAAUGGGACUUUUCUGUGAUAUGGACUUAUUCUGUUGCUUUGAAACAGGUGAAUGUACAUAAUGUGUAUUAUAGAGAAAACAGACUUAUUUCAGUUUAAAGGCAAGUUGCAAUCUCAUGGGUUGUCUUCAAGACAGACCAUUUGUAACCACAUUUUAAGGAAAACGUUCACACGGUGGAAACAUUGGAUUCAUACUUUUUGUAUUUGACAAUAAAAAAAAUCUUGUAGCA
This is a messenger RNA of Fundulus heteroclitus (mummichog), 1126 nucleotides long. It is a transcript of the gene gatad1, whose product is annotated as GATA zinc finger domain containing 1. The transcript has 6 exons. The record is from RefSeq and is a predicted model, not a curated record. Lineage: Eukaryota; Metazoa; Chordata; Actinopteri; Cyprinodontiformes; Fundulidae. Gene Ontology annotation, molecular function: sequence-specific DNA binding. Gene Ontology annotation, biological process: regulation of DNA-templated transcription; chromatin organization. Gene Ontology annotation, cellular component: nucleus. The coding region runs from base 159 to 899 and encodes 246 amino acids.